Silurus meridionalis is the source of this 635-nucleotide messenger RNA. RefSeq names its product cAMP-responsive element modulator-like. NCBI's taxonomy places the organism in Eukaryota, Metazoa, Chordata, Actinopteri, Siluriformes, Siluridae. Gene Ontology annotation, molecular function: RNA polymerase II cis-regulatory region sequence-specific DNA binding; DNA-binding transcription factor activity, RNA polymerase II-specific. The transcript is spliced from 4 exons. The coding region runs from base 269 to 613 and encodes 114 amino acids. Gene Ontology annotation, biological process: regulation of transcription by RNA polymerase II. The record is from RefSeq and is a predicted model, not a curated record. Gene Ontology annotation, cellular component: transcription regulator complex; nucleus.
UUUUUAGAAUUUUAGAAAUAUCGUAACUGUUUUGUUUUAGCUAGACUAUCAUAGCAUUUGUUAUUGUUUACAUCCUAGAAUUGUAAACGUCACAGUAGUUUAAGUGGGCGGAGCUUACACAAACUAUAUAAUAGCGUUCGGUUAAACAAAAUCUUAUAUUCCUUGCUGAACAAUCCACUGUGUGACGUACAAGAUUUUUCUCAUACUUAGGAAAACAAAUUCCCUUUUCACCACUGGUAACAUCUGAUAUACUAAGAGGAAUAAAACGAUGAAUUCAAAUAUUUAUAGUGAACAAAUUCAUAUAGGAAGUCAGUCUGCCAUGGCUCAAGAUCAUCAGGCAGCAUAUGAGAUGUGUUCUACCAACACCAGCCUGCAAAAGGAUGCAGUGAUGGCGAGCUCACCAGCCCCUCUGCACAACUCUCAGCAACCUUGUGAGAAUGAUUCACAGAAGAGGGAGCUCCGCCUGAUGAAGAACAGGUAUGCGGCUAAAGAAAGUCGACGCAGAAAAAAAGAGUAUAUAAAAAACUUAGAAGACCAAGUCGCCAUGAUGACAAUGCAGAUCAAAGAACUCAAAGAGAUGAUUAAUUUCUUAAAGGGAAAUGUAAAAUUAUAAUAAACAUCUAUUUGGGUCUUAA